AUGGCCGAAAGUAAAGUCCCAGCGGAUUAUAUCCUAGUCGAGGGCUACCCCUCGGUUGGGGAUUACGUCCAUCUGCGCACAGCAUCGGGGCUGACGCCCAAGAAUGCAGAGCAGGCGAGCGCCGCCAUCCAGGGCAGCUGGUACGGCGUGUGGGCGGCCGAGGCGUCGUCUCCGGAUAGGGCCGUGGCCAUGGGUCGCAUCAUUGGUGACGGCGGAUGGUACUUUUUGGUGGCCGACAUGGCGACGCUGCCAGAGCAUCAGCGCAAGGGGCUGGCUGAUGUUAUCCUCAAGAAGCUCUUGGCGCGGAUUCAAAGCCAUGCGGCUAAAGGAAACGCGUACGUCACGCUUGGUGCAGACGUCCCAGGCCGUAGGUUGUAUGAGAAGAACGGGCUCAAAGACACAAUGCCAGAGGUGAUGGGCAGUAAGUAA
Molecule: messenger RNA, 429 nt
Organism: Pestalotiopsis fici W106-1
Lineage: Eukaryota; Fungi; Ascomycota; Sordariomycetes; Amphisphaeriales; Sporocadaceae
Exons: 2
Coding region: 1-429 (142 amino acids)
Molecular function (GO): acyltransferase activity, transferring groups other than amino-acyl groups
Source: RefSeq, a predicted model, not a curated record